Molecule: messenger RNA, 1323 nt
Organism: Rhizophagus irregularis DAOM 181602=DAOM 197198
Lineage: Eukaryota; Fungi; Glomeromycota; Glomeromycetes; Glomerales; Glomeraceae
Source: RefSeq, a predicted model, not a curated record
AUGGAUGAACUUAAAUUAAGUGAUGAUGUAAUUAAACAAAUUGACCACCGGUAUUGGAAAAUGACUGAAGUACAAGAAUGUUAUGUACAAUAUGGUUUAUGCAAAAAAUGUAACCAGCCUAAAAGAAAUUAUUGGUAUUGCAAUUAUUGUCAUUUUCAACCAAAUUUCAAAAAUUGGACAAGUGGAAAUCAUGACGUUGAUGAAUUUAUUCAAAUAGCACAAUUAAAAGCUAGAAAAGUAAAACAAAUUAUAGAGUGGAUUGAAUAUGAUAAAUUUGAAGAUGUUGAAUAUUUAGCAAAAGGGGGAUUUGGAACUACUUUUAAAGCAGUUUGGAAAGAUGGUCCUUGGAAAACAAAAUAUAUAAAUGAUCCAUGGGAAAGAAAAGGUGAAACAAAAGUCGCUUUAAAGUGCUUACAUAACUCACAAGAUAUUGCAACAGAUUUUUUAAAAGAAGUUGAAUCAAAUAUUUUAGUAUAUUCUUCUGGUUGGACAGUUCGUUGUUAUGGUAUUACCAAAGAUCCGAAAACAAGUAAUUUUAUUAUGGUUAUGGGAUUAAAAAAAGGUGGUUUAAGACAAUAUUUAAAUAAUAAUUUCGUUUCACUGAAUUGGAAACAAAAGUUGUUUAGUUUACAAGGUCUUGCAUAUGGUCUUAGAGAAAUUCAUGAUAGAGGAUUAAUUCAUCAUGAUUUUCAUAGUGGUAAUAUAUUAAGCAAUUUUGAUCAUGGCGCUUUUAUUACUGAUUUGGGAUUAUGUCAACCGGCAAAUGUUAAAUCCUCUCAAAAUAGUAAUAAAAAAAUAUAUGGGGUAUUACCUUAUGUAGCCCCAGAAAUUUUAAAAGGAAAAGAAUAUACUCAAGCAAGUGAUAUUUAUGGAUAUGGAAUUAUUGCAUAUGAAAUUUGUACAGGUUUCCCUCCUUAUUAUGAUAUAGCUCAUGAUGAAUUCUUAGCAAUGAAAAUUUGUAAUGGGUUGAGGCCAAAAUCUAAUUAUAAAAUACCUCAACUAAUUGCUGAUAAAAUUAAUCAAUGUUGGGAUGCAGAUCCUUUAAAACGACCUAAUGCAGAUGAAAUACAGAAGUUCAUGUCAGAAUUAUAUUUUGAUGUUGAAAAAAAUAAAGUGGAUUCUGUAAUUUAUGGGCAAGUUAAAGAGGCAGAUGAAAUUAAUAAAAAGUCAUCUUUUUCAUCACCUUUAAUAUCUACUGGUACUAUAUCAUAUAUGACACAUCCUCAAGCAGUUUACACAAGUAGGCUUUUAGAUUUUAAAAAUCUUCCAGAACCUAAAAAUGUUGACAAUGAUGAUUUAGAAUAUUUAGAUAAAAUUAAUUAA